Trichoplusia ni (cabbage looper) is the source of this 1179-nucleotide messenger RNA. RefSeq lists its product as uncharacterized. The record is from RefSeq and is a predicted model, not a curated record. Lineage: Eukaryota; Metazoa; Arthropoda; Insecta; Lepidoptera; Noctuidae. The transcript has 2 exons. Bases 1 to 1179 code for a protein of 392 amino acids.
AUGGUGGGCGACACAAGUGUUUAUCGUAAAGUUACUUACAACCCCACAUCUCGAGUCACGACGAAAGUAAACAAACUUUUCCACAUCAUAGGUGACAAGGAGCUGGUAGCACAACUACGUCCACAAAAUCCGACACCACCCAAAAUUUAUGGUUUGCCAAAAAAUCUUAAAACUAAUUGGCCCCUACGACCUAUAGUUAGCCAAGUAGACGCACCGACCUAUAAACUGUCGCGUCACUUGGCUACACUGUUACAGCCAUACACGGGCAAAACGAGCAGCUACGUGAGAGACUCCCGUCAUUUUGUUGAGUUACUGAAUGGUAUACAGCUGCAGAACACUGAAAUAAUGGUUAGCUUCGACAUAACGUCGCUGUUUACCAACGUACCAGUAGAUGAAGUCAUUCAAAUAAUAACUACCCUUUUAUGCGGAUCUACAAUACCUACUGGCUAUGUUGAGAGCAUCGCUUUCUGUUUGAAAAGCGGAUAUUUUCUGUGGCGUGGGGACUAUUAUCUCCAAAUUGACGGAGUGGCCAUGGGCUCGCCUCUUGCGCCCGUUGUAGCAAACAUUUUUAUGGAGUGGUUCGAAGAAAAAGCACUGGAGUCCGCCAGUGUUAAACCGCGAUAUUGGUGGCGAUAUGUUGAUGACGUUUUUGCUGUCGUCACCCGGGACGCAUUGAAGGAUCAGACGUCACACCUUAACCAAGUGCAUGCGAAGAUAGAGGUCACCAUGGAGGAGGAGAGCGAAGGGAAGUUACCGUUCCUGGAUGUGCUGGUCAUCCGAGAGCCGAACGGACGCGUGACUCACACCGUCUACCGGAAACCGACGCACACAGACCGGUACCUACGAGCCGACUCUCAUCACCACCACUCACACCUAUCUUCGGUGCCUCGUACGCUGCUGAACCGAGCACUUGCUCUAUGCGACCACAAAUACGUUGAUGCGGAACUUAGGCAUGUGCGUGACGUAUUAGAGCGCAACGGUUAUCAGUGGCGCCAGUGCAGACGUCUCCUGGGAAUUACGGGCGAAGUUCGCAAGCGUCCGGCGGAGGCUCAACGCACUCCUGCGUACUUACUAUACGUACAAGGAGUCACUGACAAGAUAGUGGGGACGGAGCUGCGGGAGUCCAAAUUCUUCCGAGGCCCAGCUGAGUUUCUAACGCAACUUCUGUUGCAGUUGUGA